CUGAGUUGACACUUGUGUAUUGUGAGCAAAGACGUAUGUUGUUACCUACUUGACUGAAAAAAUUAAAUUCUCGCUACUAAUUGUUAUUAAAUAACAUUAUCUAAUAAUCAUGACUAGUACCGAAGAUUUAUUGCAUUUUUUUGAGUUUUUAGACAACCUUAAUGAUGUGAACAUGCGUCCUACUAAUAGACCAAGACCGAUUCGACCUAGGACUGAUGCAUUAAAAAAUUACGAUGAUAUAGAUUUCUUUAAAACAUACAGAAUGUCCAAAUGCACUGUUACAUUAUUAUUGCAUCAACUUGAAGGAGAUUUGAAGUUUGAUAGCAACAGAAAUGAGAGUGUAGCUCCCAUACAGCAGUUGUUGAUAGCUCUUAGAUUUUAUGCUACUGGAACUCAUCUUCAAGCCAUAGCAGAUGCUCAUAGAGUAAGCGUCCCUACGGUUAGUAGAGUGGUUAGGAAAGUGUCCAGAGCAAUAGUUAAACUGCAACCAAAGUAUAUCAAAAUGCCAGCAACUACAGCAGAAAUAGAAAAUUGCCAAAGGGAGUUUAACAAAAUAGCAAAUUUUCCAUUUAUCAUUGGUUCUAUAGAUUGUACCCAUGUAAAAAUACAAUCCCCAGGUGGAGGGGAUGCUGAAAAGUUUCGAAAUAGAAAGGGUUACUUUUCUAUUAAUGUACAAACAGUGUCAGAUUCAAAUUUGAAAGUCACAAACGUGGUUGCUCAUUGUCCUGGCUCUACUAAUGACUCCGAUAUUUUUAUUAAUAGUCAAUUAUGUCAUGACUUUGAGAUGGGAGUUUACGGUAGUUCAUGUUUGUUGGGAGAUAGUGGGUACCCACUAAAGGAAGAUGUGAAGAUGCAGCCAGAUUUUCUGAAGGUUUUAGUCUUCUCUUACAUACAUACAGCUUGUAAAUUUUUGAGAAUGCUAUUAAAAUUUAACAGCAUUGGCAACAAUAAUUAAUGUCAAUUCCACAAAACUAGCCUAUCUGAAGAGACUCAUACCAGAUCCAGGUUUGUCACCAGAAAUUAUUUCAGAAACACAUCUUGAUGAUCAGAUUUCAAGGAGUAGAUGCAUUUCACAACCAAUACCCACAAGCUUGUUUUUGGUUAUCUGAGAUCAAGACAAGCAUCCAACUACAACAAACCUUACUACCUUCGAAGAUGCUUAUGUAGGACUACUAAAAGCAUUCAAUCAAAAUUUUACAAGCAUUAUUUCACUAUUCUUUAAGCUAUUGAAUUGUGGAAUGCAGUCCCAAUGAACAUAAGACAGGCUAAGUCACUAGGCAUAUUUAAAAAUGCUUUUAAGGCCCAUCAUCUCUCACAAUUACAACUAUUAUUAUUUAUUUACUCACUUUCAUCUCUCUUAACAAGUAUUCAAGGGUUGCUAAAAUAUAUGUUUAUUAUUUUUUAAUAUAUAUGUAUUGU
Molecule: messenger RNA, 1419 nt
Organism: Pararge aegeria (speckled wood butterfly)
Lineage: Eukaryota; Metazoa; Arthropoda; Insecta; Lepidoptera; Nymphalidae
Product: putative nuclease HARBI1
Exons: 4
Coding region: 110-955 (281 amino acids)
Source: RefSeq, a predicted model, not a curated record